GCCACUCUCAAACGCAAACACAUUCAACUCAGAUUGUUUUUUCUCUUCUCAUUGAUGAGAUGCCUUUACAUUGCUCUAGUAUGGCUAUAAAAGCCUCCUCUCACAGUUUCGGACUUGUGAGAUUGAGUAACAAGUUCAUAACGAACCACGUAGGAACAAUUAGCUUCUCUAAAACCCACCACCACAAAAUCUCGAAACCCAUUGGCUGCUCAUCCGAGCUCACCCAAACCCAGUCCUUCACAGUUAUGGAGGACCCAAAAAGGUCGAGUCUUUCAUCCCUACAACCAACCCAAGAGUUGGAGAUCGCUGUCAGAGCUGUGCAGAUGGCUUGUUCUCUCUGCCAGAAAGUUCAGGACAGUUUGAUUUCCAAGUCCGGCGCUGUUGUCCAAUCCAAAGAUGACAACUCUCCAGUCACUGUUGCUGAUUGGAGUGUUCAGGCAACUGUGAGCUGGAUACUGUCGCAGUCUUUUGGGGGUAGCAAUGUAUCCAUUGUAGCUGAAGAAGACAUUCAAAACCUAUGCAAGGCUAAGGCAGCUGGAAUCUUGGAAGCAGUAGUAAAAACUGUAAAUGAUUGUCUUGCUGAAGCCCCUCGUUUUGGACUUCAAGCUCCAAAAAAGACCCUCGGGACUGCAGAGGUUCUUGAAGCCAUCAGUCGGUGCAACUCAACGGGAGGCCCUACUGGGAGAUUUUGGGCCCUUGACCCUGUUGAUGGAACAUUGGGAUUUGUACGGGGGGAUCAAUAUGCUAUCGCUCUGGCACUGAUAGAGGAUGGAGAAGUUGUGCUUGGAGUUCUUGGAUGCCCUAAUUACCCAAUGAGAAAAGAAUGGCUAAACUAUCAUCACAGGUAUCAUAGAAUUAUAUCCAAAUUGACCCCACCAACAUCAGAAUCAUGGGACAAAGGCUGUGUGAUAUACGCUAAAAGAGGUAGUGGUGAAGCUUGGAUGCAACCACUGGUUCAUGUAAAUAAGAACUUUCUGUGGCCGAAUUAUGCGAAACCUGUUCGAGUGUCCUCUAUCGAUAAUCCAUCAUUGGCAACCUUCUGUGAACCGGUUGAGAAGGCAAAUUCAAGUCAUUCCUUCACAGCAGGACUAGCUCACAGUGUUGGACUUAGGAAGCAACCAUUGAGAGUCUAUAGCAUGGUAAAAUAUGCAGCUAUAGCUCGUGGUGAUGCCGAGAUUUUUAUGAAGUUUGCAAGGGCUGGUUACAAAGAGAAGAUAUGGGAUCAUGCAGCUGGCGUUAUCAUCAUACAAGAAGCUGGUGGUGUGGUUUCAGAUGCCGGGGGGCGUCCACUGGACUUUUCAAAGGGUAUAUACUUGGAAGGUCUUGAUCGAGGUGUGAUUGCUAGUGCCGGAGCAAACCUACAUGACAAGAUCAUCCGGGCUGUUGAUGCUAGCUGGGGCUCCUCCUGUCUCUAGUACUACUACCUAACAUAAAAUUGCACUUAACUCCUUGCAUUAUCAAAGAGGGGCAUUGUAUAUUAGUGUUUUCAUUUAUCUACUUUUGGUUUAUAAAAUAACAAAUAACAUCAGUUUCCUUCAAAAGCAA
Messenger RNA from Argentina anserina (silverweed cinquefoil), 1545 nucleotides. RefSeq names its product PAP-specific phosphatase HAL2-like. The record is from RefSeq and is a predicted model, not a curated record. Gene Ontology annotation, biological process: phosphatidylinositol phosphate biosynthetic process; sulfate assimilation. Gene Ontology annotation, molecular function: 3'(2'),5'-bisphosphate nucleotidase activity. The transcript has 3 exons. Lineage: Eukaryota; Viridiplantae; Streptophyta; Magnoliopsida; Rosales; Rosaceae. The coding region runs from base 60 to 1415 and encodes 451 amino acids.